GAGACAUUUUUUAAACCAUCAGAAAAGAACAACAAGAUGUCAACCGUUUAUAGCUCAGCCUUGUCAAGGUGAUGCGCAGACUGGAAAAGCAUCGUUUAGGCUACACUUAUGAAGCCUGAUUUUCCAGAAUGAGGAGAAGUCAAAGGUUACCAUGGUGGCUCACGGCAUCGCACUGAAAUGCGAUUCCAGAUUUCUGUUGGCAGUUCUAGCAGUAUGGACUUUUAGAGUCUGUGGAAUCAGCAGGCAUGACAAGUAAUGUGAUCCGUGCGCCACGCAGUUUUCUACACUUGCCGGAGAUGAUGCAAAGACACGGGACGUCGUUAGAGGACUGCGCUGAGGCCUGUGCCCUGGAGAGACAGAUAAAGUGCAGGUACUUCAAAUACUUGAACGAGACACACAUGUGUCUGUUGUCUUCGUCUGAGAGCUCGACUGUUCGUCGCAUGGCGCAGGACGAACCCCCGGAGGACACAGGGACAAUAUCCGAAGAUACAGUUCCUAGUGCAGGUGCAGGUGAAGCUGAAGCUGAGAAACAGCCGCCGGCAAAAGCGCCAUUAAAGUUUCAGGAACUGGAAGAAACGCUUGAGAACCUCAGAGAACAGGAAGAAAAUAUGGAUAAAAUGAAACACGUCAUCGCAGAUCUUCAUGACGAGGUGAACAUGCUCAAGAAGCUGCACAUGUCGGAUGCCCACAAACUGUCGAGUAGCAGGGAGCUUCAGGACGAGACCACGGCGCUACUCACUCGCCGCAUCGUUAACCUCAAGGUUGACGGGGAAAAGUUCAAGGCCGCCAUGCAUGCGCUCAGUAACAUGCAGCGCAUCCUGGCCAAGGAAAUCGGAAGUCUUAAAGAUGAACAGAAGGACGUGCUGAUAAAAUUGUCAGAGAUCGAGAAGUCGGCCAGUGAACUGGAGACCAUGAGCGCAACACUCAAGGGCACCGACGGCGCCCUACAGCGAGACGUGGACUCUGUCAAAGAUGGCAUCAGCGACUUAGCCCUCAGAAUUGACAAACUCCGAUCUAUUGUCAACAAGCAGAUUAGCGAAAACAAGAUGUCGCCACUCCUCAUAAAGAUCAAACACAACCAAGGUGCCCUCGCAACAGCUCUGGAAUCAGUGUCCGAGAAAGUUGCAGGCCUCAUUGCCGAGAUGCCGGCUGUGGCGUCUGGGCUGAGAAGGACAGACCAGAAGGUGUCUAACCAAGCUCUGUACGCUCACGAGUUGCAAGGCAAACUGAAAGUGCUGUAUCAGAACCUCAUUCAAAUCAAGAAGGACAUCGGAGAUCUCCUUGACCCCCGAUCCGAGGUGAACAUGGAGCGAGCCAAAGGCAUUCUGAAGCUCAGGUCCGACGUGUCCAUGCUGGCGGAGAUGGACAAGGGCAUCAAGAGCGAGAUCAGGGACCAGAAGGAAGACAUGGCGCGCCUAAUUAAGGACGUGGCGCGGGUGCAACUCAUGGCCCAGAACAUGAAGGACAAGCUCACCCUGGUGCUCACUGCCAGCCGUCAGUUCCAGCAGGACAUCAAUGUGCUCAAAGAAGGACAGAAAAACGGCUUGUCCGUGGUGGAGGUGGCCGAGAUGCAGAAGCAGGUGCUGGUGGCCCUCAAUCGCCUGAAGACGCGGGAGGCGCUGGUGAUGAAGCAGAUGCAGAAGUACCGCGAGUCCGUGCAGCGGGUGGCGCAGCUGGUGCAGGACUCUCAGAGCCAGAAGUCACGCACCCAGCGUCUGGUGCUGCAGCUGCAGUCCCGCUUCCGCCACCUCGAGGCCGAGAUUCAAGAGCUGUUUUACAAGACGCGAAGUAUUGCCAGCAAGAUGCAGCAUCCACAAAACAUGAAAGGCAUGGCCGCCUUGCUAAGGUCACAGGCCCACACCAAUGCCAAACUCACUGACCUCGCCAGGGAAUUCGACAGAUUACAAGUGCGCGUCGAGCAACUCAGCAUGGAGUUUAAAGACGAGGACACCAUGGGUCCAAAGGGUGAGAUGGAGCUUGUCGAGGGUAGGGAACACCUUGAGAAAUCGUCGUCUCUCGACGAACCCUUCAUUGAAGAAGACAUUCACAUCACGAAAGAGCGCCCCCACAGCUCAUUUUCUGACUUUGACACCUGGCCUCCAGAAAGUGCAGAGAAAAUCGACGAUUAUUUCAAGGUUAAUAAGAAUGGGGAGGCAUCGGAAGAGUUAUAUGAUACCCUGAUGGCUGAUGGCAAAGGAGCGAAACGCACAAAAUACGUGAGCAAAAACUUACGACGGAAAAAGGCGCCAGUUUCGACAAAAGACAGGAAGAAUAAACACACCCCUGUGAGCAAUGUGGAUAACAAUAAAAAUGAACCUCAAGAGGCUGGAAUCCGUGCGAGCGGCAAUAUCAAAUAAUAGACGAAUCGACACAUACGAGGUUCUUAAAAUAGAAACAGCAAAACCAGAAAGCAAA
This is a messenger RNA of Pomacea canaliculata, 2415 nucleotides long. RefSeq lists its product as uncharacterized. Lineage: Eukaryota; Metazoa; Mollusca; Gastropoda; Architaenioglossa; Ampullariidae. The record is from RefSeq and is a predicted model, not a curated record. The coding region runs from base 246 to 2357 and encodes 703 amino acids. The transcript has 10 exons.